Rhodotorula toruloides NP11 is the source of this 1680-nucleotide messenger RNA. Its product is annotated as chromate transmembrane transporter. The transcript is spliced from 5 exons. Gene Ontology annotation, molecular function: chromate transmembrane transporter activity. The record is from RefSeq and is a predicted model, not a curated record. NCBI's taxonomy places the organism in Eukaryota, Fungi, Basidiomycota, Microbotryomycetes, Sporidiobolales, Sporidiobolaceae. Gene Ontology annotation, biological process: chromate transport. The coding region runs from base 1 to 1680 and encodes 559 amino acids.
AUGCCCUCGACACCCGCGGCGGGCGCGCGCGACGACGGUUCAACCCACCUCGACCACUCCCCACCUCUCGACCGUCGCUCCAUCCCACUCGCCGCACGGCUCGUCGAGACCGUCCGCGAGUACUGGGAUCUCGGUUUUACAGUGUUUGGAGGGCCAGGCGUGCAUGUGGUCAUUCUCAGACGGAGGUUGGUGCCCAAGUGGGUGGACGAGACGACUUUCACAGACCUAUUCUCCCUCGGCAACGCCCUGCCCGGCCCCGGCUCGACCCAACUCGCCUUCUCGCUCGCCGUCGUCCGCAACGGCACGCUCGCGGGUUUCCUCGCCUUCCUGAUCUGGUCCAUCCCAGGUGCAGUAGGAAUGGCCGGACUCGGCGCGGGCGUGCGCAAGUUCCCCGAGCGACUCCCGCCUAUCGUCCUCGCCCUCUUGACAGGCUUGAACGCUUCGGCCGUUGGGUUGAUCGCCCUCGCGGCGUACCAGCUCUCCAAGACCGCGAUUACCGACCCAGUCACUCGCCUACUCGUCCUCCUUUCGGCGUCCUUCGGAAUCUGCUAUCACGCGCCAUGGAUGUACCCCGUCCUCGUCUUUGCAGGCGGGUUCGUCACGCUCCUCUUCGACUUUCGCCGGCAGAUCCUCGGCCGACUUCCGACCGCGCUCAACCCGUAUGCCAUCCGAGCGCGCCGAAAAGCAGCUGCAGCGCCGCCUGAACCGCCGCAGGAUCCGAAUUACGAUGUCGAGCUCGAGUCGCUGGGGGAGCAGCGGAGGAGCUCGACGGCUGAGGACGGUGCGCAGAGAGCAACCGAGGACGACGACAAGCCGCGCGGCGCAGAAGAUCAAGCUGCGGACACGGUGCGCGCAACGCUCCGCCAGCGCAACGGCCCGUCCGUCCAGCCCCAGCCCUCCGCAACUCCCGCCUCGUCCGUCGUCGACGCACCCUCAACCGAGCGCAGCACGCCAAUCAUGGUCUUGAACCGCAAGAUCGCCUUUGCGCUUGGAGCAGGAUUCAUCGUCUACCUCGUUACGAUCAUCGUGGUGCGGUCGCAACUCAACAACCCGCCUCGCGCGCUCGACUUCUUUACGAAUAUGGUCAUCGGCGGGACGAUCAUCUUCGGCGGCGGACCGGUCGUCAUUCCUCUCCUGCGACAAUACACGGUCCAGCCCGGCUGGGUCGAGUCGCGCGACUUCCUGCUCGGCUUUGCAAUCCUCCAGGCGUUCCCGGGCCCGAACUUCAACUUUGCCGUCUACCUUGGCGUCCUCUCCCUCCCGCACAAUCCAGUCCUCGGCGCCUUCCUCGGUUGGGUGGGCAUCUUCUCCCCCGGCAUCAUCCUCAAGCUCGCGCUCCUCCCGCUGUAUCACACCUGGCGCAAGCACGCGGUCGCUAUCUCGGUCUUGCGCGGACUGAACGCUGCGGCGGUCGGGCUCGUCUACACGGCCGUCUGGCAGCUCUUCCUCGUCGGCUACAUCUACACGCCCGUCUCCGGCAACAUUCCCACCCAAGCCUCCGCCAGCGGUCCGUUGACCUCCGAUCCGUUCUGGGGCGUCGUCGCAAGCUUCGCAUUCGUCGCGACGCAGUGGUACAAGUCUCCGCCGGCUGUGACGAUUGUCGGAGGGGCGUUGGCGGGGCUGGCGUGGUUUGGGGUUGUCGGGGCGAGGGGGGUGGAGAGGCAGCAGUUUUUCGGGUGA